AUGCCCGACGUCGUCACCGACAGUGAGCACGACCCCAAGCUCAUCAGCACACCCUAUCUACUGGUGGAGAUCCACCCUCUCCACGUUUAUGACAUUUCGAAGGGGGAAGAGGCAGCGUUGGUAGCAGGCCUCGAGGGGGAAGAGGUGGCCUACAAGUUCCGAAAGCCCUGGGAGGAGGGCUACAUUCGCUACCAAGGCUCCUUACCUCAAGAAGGUGCCCAAAACGCUGCCGAUAGGCAUACAGAAAUGCAUACCUUAUGCUCCCUGCGGGUUACAUGGCCCCACACGACCCCCAGGACUGACGAGCUGGAAGAAGUGCAAUCCAAAGCUGCUCGCAUUUUGUUAUCAACGAUGAAAAAAGAAGGCAAGAUCCCGACCUCAUCAGACGCCCACUGGAAGGACUUAAGGGUGUCAUAUACACCUUCCCAGCUGGACGCCGUUUCAGUGUUGAACAGCUAUGGACUGAUCUUGAUGCCCGAUGCCCUGCUGCUGGAUCUUGACGAGCUGUCUUUGACAAAGCCUUCACUCCUGGAAACGGCAUUGUAUCCAAUGUUCGGCCAGAUCGUCUGGCAAGUCGCACAUAGGUUGGGCCAUCUCUAUGGCCGUUCUUCCGAAUUUGCCAUGGAGAAAGCAGGUCUUUUGCGCAAGGAGAAGAGGGCUCCAAACUGGUACAAUAUGUUCAAAAUAUAUGCUAGCAGGAUGAAACCAGAGGAGGGGGAUCACGAAGGCCUCCAGCUCUGGAACAGGGCCACGAACGAGGAGUACAAGAAGCUUAUGGAAGGAGCCACAACAAAAGAAGAGAAAGAUGAACGGAUCCAGGAGGCUGUUAGUUUCAUCAAGAAUCAAGUGAACGAAGAAGGGACUAAUGUCCGUGACGCGAACCUUCGCUUCGCGUCUUACAUGAAGGAAAUUCGCGACCUUAUCACCAAUAUCAAAUGUCGUGACAAAUCUUUCGACGUUGCUGGCAUCUUGGUCUACAGCGGCAAAAAUCUUACGGCGCGGAACAAGACGGGUUUUUUCAUGAGUUCCGAGGACCUUCAAGCACUCUGCACCCGUGAGGAGUGGCCAAUUCCCACCUUGAUGGACAUCUUUGUUAGCAGAGUCCGCGCUAUGCAUGCGGACCAGCAAAUUAAGCAGUCGAUGGAGGAACUCAAUGUGGCUCGAUACUCGAGCAAAUGGGUCCAUGGCAAUUGCUCCAUUUCGGCCCCAAUGAAGAAGCGUGAUCGGAAAGGUGAUACAUCUUCGCCUCGUUGUCCACGAAGAAACGAUCACAUGACACCGCCAUGGCCUCGCCUGAAGAAGAACUCAAGCAUAGGUCCACAAGAGAGUACCGCUGUCUGCCGAAACAACCAGAAGUGGAAUGUCCUGCUAAACGCCAACGUCACGUCUCCUUCACCUCCCUUCCCGAUAACAUGUUUUAUACCAAACUUCGACGAGCUGAACACCCAAUCUCCUUCUUUGACCCACUCAAGAACCAGAAGACACCAGCUUCAUCGUCUCGUUCAGUUUCUCAACCCUUCGCUAGUUCUUCAGCUCACGUUGCCUCCUCAUCUUGAUCAGUAUCUCAGCCUUUCGCUAGUACUUCGGGUCAUGCUCGCGUUUCAGGCAAACAUGCUGGGCCAAGGAAGAACUCUCAAGGUUCAGUUGCUCCCUAGCUGUGUUCCUGAUUUGCCUUUGUCCAUACAUCAUUGUGCUGUGUCCCCCUCCUUUUGCCUUUGUCCACCUACACACCUUGCUCUGUCAAUUCCCUUUCCUAUAGUCCUUUUAAUACACAGGUUUUUGUUGGCUGUUCCUUCACUGUCUUUACCCAUGCCUAUCCUUCCACUCUUUACUUACACAUUAAUAUCCUUCACUCAGUUUCAACUCCACUCUUUUCUUACAUAUUAA
This is a messenger RNA of Laccaria bicolor S238N-H82, 1887 nucleotides long. RefSeq lists its product as uncharacterized. The record is from RefSeq and is a predicted model, not a curated record. Bases 1 to 1887 code for a protein of 628 amino acids. The transcript is spliced from 11 exons. NCBI's taxonomy places the organism in Eukaryota, Fungi, Basidiomycota, Agaricomycetes, Agaricales, Hydnangiaceae.